AAAGUCGGAUAAAUUGAAUUCGGAGCACCCACCAAUCAGGAGCACCCACGAUCCUAAGCUCCGAUGUUUGUUGUAACGUCUGCUAGAAUGGCAGCGAUAAAACUGAUUUGGUCUUUAUUAAUAAAUUUAACAAUAUGUGUAAUUCUAACUGUGGCAGGGAGAGAUUUUUAUGCCAUUUUAGGCAUACCAUCGACAGCGAGUCAACAUGCGAUAAAAAAGGCAUACAGAAAAUUGGCAAAAGAAUUGCAUCCUGACAAAAAUAAAGACGAUCCGAAUGCCUCUCAGAAAUUUCAAGAUCUGGGUGCAGCUUACGAGGUUCUGUCGGAUAACGAAAAGAGAGAAAUGUAUGACAGAUGCGGAGAAGAAUGUUUGAAGAAGGAUGGUAUGAUGAAUAAUGCUGAUCCAUUUGCAAGUUUCUUUGGUGAUUUUGGCUUUCACUUUGGUGGAGAAUCUCAUCAUCAGCAAGAAACACCUAAAGGAUCUAAUAUUGUAAUGGACUUGGUAGUUACUUUAGAAGAAUUAUAUAGUGGAAAUUUUAUAGAGAUAACAAGAAAUAAGCCAGUUACGAAGGCAGCAAAAGGAACAAGAAAGUGUAAUUGCAGACAAGAAUUGGUUACUCGCAAUUUAGGAAAUGGAAGAUUUCAAAUGAUGCAACAAUCAGUUUGUUCGGAAUGUCCAAAUGUUAAAUUUGUCACAGAAGAACGUGUAUUAGAGGUCGAAGUAGAACCUGGCAUGGUAGAUGGACAAGAAACUAAAUUUAUAGCAGAAGGUGAACCACAUUUGGAUGGGGAACCUGGAGAUUUAAUCUUAAAAAUACGAACACAACCGCAUCCAGUUUUUGAAAGAAUUGGUGACGAUCUAUAUACAAACGUCACUAUAUCUAUGCAGGACGCGUUAAUAGGUUUUAAAAUGGAUAUAGAACAUUUAGAUGGUCACAAAGUAGCUAUUCAGAGGGAUAAAGUGACCAAACCGGGAGCCCGUAUUAGGAAAAAAGGAGAAGGCAUGCCUAAUUACGAGAAUAAUAAUCUUCAUGGCACCUUAUAUAUUACAUUCGACGUUGCUUUCCCUGAGACAGAAUUCACGGAUACUCAAAAGGAAGAAAUAAAAAAUCUACUACAACAAGAUUCUGUAAGUCGAAUUUAUAAUGGAAUAAGGGGAAAUUAAGAACUUUAAGUGUAACGUAUGUACAAAGUGACAGUAUAAAAUGUGCAUACAACCGAGGUGCGCGUGUUGACUCAGUGUGUUUCUAUACCAAGUGGUGCUUUCGCUUCCUUGAAAUGUGGAUACCAACAGGUUUGGUAGCCAACCAUGAGGUCAGUUGAAAUGGAUACAUGUAGCAAACAUAAUAACCAUUGCGAGUACACGUACUUCCUCUUUGAUUAUAAGAAACUGGUCAUAUAUAUUAUUGCCGAUUACUUAUGCGGAUGUUAGGAACGGUUGCGCAGUUUAUUUAACAAAAUAAGUUAUUUUUCCUUUAACACGCGCGGGUGAUGUAUGAGUGUUUUACAUGAACAGAAAUUUUGCAUUUAAAUAGUGAGGAGUACUCGAUGAAAAUGUUUUUAAAUAUCGGACCUAGUAUCCAAUAAUAAAGUAUUGUAUUACGAUUUUUCUAUUGAAAUUAUUCGCAAUAAAAUGUACAACGCCAUCCGUCAUCGAUAACUCUAAAGGAUCGUGCAAUCAUUUAACUUGCGUUUCAUAUACUUAUUAAAAAUGUUUCGCAUUAAAUUGUACAUUAGUUUAUAUUUUACAAAGGUUUUAUUUCAGUACCUUUGCGUACACUUCGUUUACAAAAAUUAAAGUAUAAUUCUUUCGUCAGAUACAACACGGUAUGUUGUAACGUUUUGUUGCUUUGUACACGGCAACCUUAAAAUCUCUCAUAAAAAGGAGGCCAUAAAUAAAUUAUAAUUUUUGUAUCUUUAUACGUAAUUCUAACGUACUUACCUAUGUAAUUACCUGUAGUUUUUGUUAAUUUAUAGUUGAGUUUCUAUAACUAUCUCAAGUAUGUCACCGAUUCGUAUUACAAUCGUAUUAAAAAUUAGCGCACAAACAUUUUAUUACGAACCGAUGGUUUUAAUUCUAUGCAACUCUGUAUUCGGCCAUUGAACAAUCGAGCUUGCUUUCAUCUCGCUUUAGCACAGGUAAAAGAAGUUAUUUGCAUCGAACCAAAAUCAUUGAACGAUAUCACGGUCCUAUCGAAAAAUAUACGCAUACGCGUUUGACGGUAAAUAUUUUCUCUUUAAGCGAAUGAUUAACCGGUUUGACAAAAUCUUAAGACAGGUAUCGUUAGACCGAUAAUGUGACUUUUGCGUUUCUCUUGUCUCAAAAUAAUAAAUAAAUUAUUUUAUACCCUUUUUAUAGCGUAGAUGUAUAAAUGUGUAGCAUAAACGUGAAACACAAAUGAUAAGUAAAUAUCCGAGUUACAUUGUUCUAUCUGAAUUUAGGAAAAUCAUAUACAACAUACGAACGUUACUAAUAAAAGUUUGAGAAAAUACAAUCGUAAGAAGAUAGUUGUUCGAGUCGAAGGCUAGUUAAAUCUUUAGGUAAUUACAGGACAAUAGGACCAUUGCAAAGCCGUAAUUCUUUCGUAAUAUCAGUGUUUUUCGUCGAAUGCAUAUUAUCGUAAAAAGACGAAUGAAGUGUUUUAAUGGCAGGGAGUCUGCGAGUCGCGUCUAGUAAUUAAAAUACUAGCACAUAUUAGGUCUUUCUUUGAAUUUAGUUGAAAAUUAUUCACAGUAUGCUUAAGUAUGCUUAACAAAUCAAACGUCGUAUUUAAAAGUUGCUGUCAUUUACUACUAUAUAGGAAGAAAAUGUAUUUUUGUAACGUAAAAGAAUCGUAUCUCUCUGCAAUUGCAUUUUUAUACAUACGUCCGUACACGUACAUUUGUAUCCCAUAGUAGACUAAACGCAUGUAUAUAUGGUCAUGUUUAAAUUCAAUGAUAUCGCUGCACCACGCCAAUUACCUUUUACUUAUUACUUAUUCGUGUAUUAACAUAUUACACUGUGCGUAUUUAUUAUUAUCGUACACAAUAAAAACGACACUACUAU
Bombus impatiens (common eastern bumble bee) is the source of this 3045-nucleotide messenger RNA. RefSeq names its product dnaJ homolog shv (gene shv). The coding region runs from base 64 to 1164 and encodes 366 amino acids. The transcript is spliced from 4 exons. Gene Ontology annotation, biological process: protein maturation; protein folding. Gene Ontology annotation, molecular function: misfolded protein binding. Lineage: Eukaryota; Metazoa; Arthropoda; Insecta; Hymenoptera; Apidae. The record is from RefSeq and is a predicted model, not a curated record. Gene Ontology annotation, cellular component: endoplasmic reticulum.